Chelonus insularis is the source of this 2312-nucleotide messenger RNA. Its product is annotated as eEF1A lysine and N-terminal methyltransferase homolog. The transcript has 7 exons. Lineage: Eukaryota; Metazoa; Arthropoda; Insecta; Hymenoptera; Braconidae. Bases 230 to 2254 code for a protein of 674 amino acids. The record is from RefSeq and is a predicted model, not a curated record. Gene Ontology annotation, molecular function: S-adenosylmethionine-dependent methyltransferase activity.
UGCGUGGUGUACCAGCACCUAACCUAACUUUGUGUACAAUUGUGACAACCAGCUAAUUGUGUUUAGCUUUUUAAUUUUUAAACCUUAUGUGAAGAUAUAAAAAUAAAUAAACUAUAACUAUUUAGUUUAUGUAAUUACAUUUACUUUUUUUUUUACAAUCAAUAAUAUACGAAAAUUAAUUAAUAUUAUCAUUUGAAUCUAAAAAAAGAAAUAAACAAAUUUCAAAACAAUGAAUUUACUACCUAAAUCCAACGAAGAAUUCUCUAAAGAACAAUAUUGGAAUAAAUUCUUUAAAAAACGAGAUAAAAAAGCGUUCGAGUGGUAUGGUGAAUAUCCAGAGCUUUGUGAAUUAUUAUCCAAAUAUAUUAAAUUUAAAGAUGAUAUUCUGAUGGUUGGAUGUGGAAAUUCAACGCUCAGCAUGGAUUUAUACGAUGUUGGAUACAAAAGCAUAACAAAUAUAGAUAUUUCUCAAGUAGUAAUUGAUCAAAUGAAAGAGAAAAAUCGUAUAGACAGAUCAGAGUUGAUAUUUGAAAAAAUGGAUGCAAUGAAUAUGACAUUUGAAGAUAACAAAUUUAGUGUUGUUAUGGAUAAAGGAACAUUAGAUGCUCUAAUGCCAAAUAAUAAUGAAGAAACUAUUAAUAAUAUUGAUCAAUAUUUCAGAGAAAUUUCUCGAGUUUUGAGAAAAGGUGGAAGAUAUAUAUGUAUAUCACUUCUCCAAGAGCAUAUACUUAAUAAAUUAGCAGCUUAUUUUCCAACAUCAGGAUUCAUGUUCCGUAUAAUUCGUUGUCAUGAUGUUGAAAAUAAAAUGAGUGAAAAAGACAAUGAUAUGUUUCCAGUUUUUCUUAUCGUUGCAACUAAAUGCCCAGGACUUAAUCAACAAGUGUUGGAGUUAUCUUUAACAAAUAAUUAUAUUAAAAAAGUUUCAAGUAUUGAUGAGAUGGUAAAAUCAAUUCUUACAAUCCAACAAUCGAAUUUAGUUUGUAAUAGAUUGCGUUGCAAAAACAUUGCAGAUGAAGGUGAAGUAAUGUUGGAAUUAUUUUCACCAGAAAAAGAAAAUCCUAGAUAUAUCAUAUAUGUUCUUGAUCAGCCAAAAACUGAAGGGAAAAGUUAUGUAGUAUUUUUAGUACCUCAAGGACGUGAAGGUGAUUGGUUAUUUAGUACAAAAGAAGGACGUACACAGUUUGCUACCAUGAUUGAUAAAGAUCGUAUUGCAAUUACUAUGCUUGGAAGAAAUCACAAUUUUGUAGAUUGGGAAGAAGUUAAAAAUGAAUUAAAUACGUUUGUGAAGAAAUUAGCACCACCUCGACUUCCUUCGAAUAGCUUAAUUGCUUAUUUAUCAUUAGGUCCAGAUGUUGGGAAUCGUGAAAUUUUAUAUGAAGGAGAAAGUAAAAUGAAUGGUCGUAUUGUCGUAGAAAACGUCUACAAUAACGAUUGUGAUUUUAAAUCACGAAGACUGAUAUUUUUAAAUAACCAGUUUGUUAUUCAGAGUGACGCUCAAAUUAAAUCAAUUAAAACUCGAAGGGGGAAAUGCAAAGAAAUUAUAAAUCAUGAAUAUUUGGCAUGCGAACAUCAUGCUUUAAUGUCGAUUGCAGUUAAUGCAAUAGUAAACAACUUUAAGAAUGAUAAUAAAAAUCAUUUUAAAGAAAUUCUUAUUGUUGGUUUGGGUGGAGGCGGAUUGUGUAUGUUUCUUCAUCGAUUUUUUCCACAGUUGAAAAUUACAGCGGUAGAAAUAGAUGAAAUGAUAUUCAAAGUAGCAAAAGAUUGGUUCGAUUUCACUGUGAAUGACCAAGUAAAAGUUGAAAUUGAUGAUGGAAUAAAGUAUUUAGACACCAUUAAACGACGAAAAAAUAAAUUACAUGCAAUACUUUUCGAUGUAAACAGCAAUGACUCAUCUCUUGGUAUGAGUUGUCCACCAAAAGACUUUUUAGAACCAUCAGUACUAUGUAAUAUUUCAGAAUGUCUCUGUGAGAAUGGUGUAUUAAUUUUAAAUUUAGUCUGUCGAGACAAAAAUUUACGACCCCCAGUUUUAACGACUCUGAAAACCAAAUUUUCAUCUAUAGCAUCUAUAAAAUUAAAAAAUUGUGUUAAUGAAAUUUUGAUUUGUUCAAUAAUGAAACAGAAUUCUGACAAAUGGAAACAACAAUUAUUGAAAUCAUUUGAAAAUUUUUUAAAUGAAUUAGUUUCUAAAAAAUUGUCAAUAAAUGACAGUAUUGAAACGUCCGAAUUUUCUGAAAGUCUAACUAUUGAAUCAUAGUUAAAUAUUUGAUAAAAAAAAACUAUGUAUACAAUGAAAGGAUUUAAUAUAUCCCAAA